Messenger RNA from Musa acuminata subsp. malaccensis (wild Malaysian banana), 2164 nucleotides. Its product is annotated as probable protein phosphatase 2C 60. Gene Ontology annotation, biological process: peptidyl-threonine dephosphorylation. Gene Ontology annotation, molecular function: protein serine/threonine phosphatase activity; cation binding. The record is from RefSeq and is a predicted model, not a curated record. NCBI's taxonomy places the organism in Eukaryota, Viridiplantae, Streptophyta, Magnoliopsida, Zingiberales, Musaceae.
UCCCUCUCUCUCUCUCUCUUCUGGUCUGUUGGUGGAGCCCGUCGCCGCCGCUGUGCCUCGCUGGCGUUGGCCUCUCUCUUGUCGGUUUCUGAGGGGCUUUGUCUGCUAGUGGUGUCGGAGAGAUCAAACGCCUUCUUUUCCUCCAAAUCUCCUGCCUGGAAGCCAAACCCAACCUCACAUCUUCCCACUUCUUCAAUCCUUUUAAGAAGAAUCGUUUCGUCAUCUCCAGAUCUGAGGUUGCCGCACAAUUAAUCGCCCAACCUAGACCUAAAUAGGUGUUUUUGACCGCCCUUUCGUGUGCGACGCGUCGGAUUUGAGGCGUUUCUGACGGGCGAUUCUUUUCUGGGAAUUAUUCCGCUUCCGCUCGUGAGGCCGCGGUCGGCAUGGAUGAGAAGAUGCGGUUGUCAGGAUUGGUGAGAAGAUCGCGUGGGUCGUUAGAUCGUUUUUUUUCUUCGAGUUAGCGCACGAAAGGCUGAUCCUGGACUUGGUUCUGUCUAAUUUGGUGAGAGAUUUUCUGUCGGCCGCGCCGUCGGGGGUUGAGUUGAAUCUGGAGAGGAGAGUCGGAAAAUUUGGUUUCUUUCCCCUUUGUUGGAUACUAACUGAAUUAAAUUAGAUGUUAAGAAGGCGAGCUUGGAUGAGAUGAGGGAUGCUAGCGGCAUUGAUGAACCUACUGAGGGCCUGCUGGCAGCCAUCGGAUCGGUCUGUCCACUCAGGCUCUGAGGUCGUAGGCCGGCAGGAUGGGCUUCUGUGGUACAAGGACAGCGGACAACACAUAAACGGUGAGUUCUCCAUGGCCGUGGUGCAAGCAAACAACUUGCUUGAGGACCAGAGCCAGAUCGAGUCUGGACCACUGAGCUUGCUUGAUACCGGGCCAUAUGGUACCUUCGUGGGUGUGUAUGAUGGCCAUGGAGGUCCAGAAACCUCCCGUUAUAUCAAUGAUCAUCUCUUUCAGCAUUUGAAAAGAUUUGCAGCUGAACAGCAGGCCAUGUCAGCUGAUGUAAUAAGGAAGGCAUAUCAAGCUACAGAGGAAGGUUUUUUUUCUCUGGUUAACAAGCAAUGGCCUAUGACACCUCAGAUUGCAGCUGUUGGCUCGUGCUGUCUGGUUGGUGUAAUCUGUGGUAGUAUGCUAUAUACAGCUAAUCUUGGGGAUUCCCGUGUUGUUCUUGGGAAACUUGUAAAAGCAACUGGAGAAGUUUUGGCUGUCCAGUUGUCAGCAGAGCAUAAUGCUGGAAUUGAGUCUGUGAGACAGGAGUUGCAUUCAAUGCACCCAGAAGACAAGCAAAUUGUUGUCUUAAAGCAUAAUGUCUGGCGUGUGAAGGGCCUUAUCCAGGUCUCUAGGUCGAUUGGUGAUGUAUACCUAAAGAAGGCGGAAUUUAACCGGGAACCACUAUAUGCGAAGUUUCGACUUCGUGAACCUUUCAAAAAACCUAUACUCAGCUCAGAGCCAUCGAUUUCUGUGCAACUGCUGCAACCACAAGAUCAGUUUCUUAUAUUUGCGUCUGAUGGCCUCUGGGAGCAUCUUAGCAACCAAGAAGCAGUGGAUAUUGUUCAUAAUGGUCCUCACAGUGGGAGUGCUCGGCGUCUAAUCAAAGCUGCACUUCAGGAAGCAGCCAAGAAGAGGGAAAUGAGAUACUCUGACCUCAAGAAGAUCGAUCGUGGGGUUCGUCGUCAUUUCCAUGAUGACAUCACCGUGAUCGUUGUGUUCCUCGAUGACAAUCUUGUUAGCAGGGCCAGCUCACACAGAGGCCCGACUUUGUCUGUAAGAGGGGGUGGGUUUGCCCCUGCUCCUAACUCUCUUGCCCCCUGUACGACGCCCUCCGAGCCCCGUGCCUCAUGAUCCAGUCAGGCCACUCCUUGUUAUCUUGUGUACUAAAUUAAAGCUUCAAGACCACUUCCAUGAUCAUGUCCUCGAUGACUGAAAUGGUGGACACAACUGAUUUAUAUCUGUUCUAUUAUGUGCGCCUGGUGCAGAAAUUACCUCCUUUUGUAUCAUGCUGUUUUCUAAUUCUGUCGCCACAGGUGCCAAGGUUGUCUACCAUAGAUCUCUUUAUUCUCUGAAUGACUUAUUGGCUUUGGUUGUUGCUUGAACUUGUUGGAUGCCCAACCCAUUGAUGUUGUGUUAUUGUAAAAGGUUUUAUGCAGAAAAUAACCCCUUUUGUUAUCA